Messenger RNA from Lynx canadensis (Canada lynx), 2857 nucleotides. It is a transcript of the gene LRRC29, whose product is annotated as leucine rich repeat containing 29. Gene Ontology annotation, molecular function: protein binding. Lineage: Eukaryota; Metazoa; Chordata; Mammalia; Carnivora; Felidae. Gene Ontology annotation, biological process: SCF-dependent proteasomal ubiquitin-dependent protein catabolic process. Gene Ontology annotation, cellular component: SCF ubiquitin ligase complex. Bases 107 to 2371 code for a protein of 754 amino acids. The transcript is spliced from 8 exons. The record is from RefSeq and is a predicted model, not a curated record.
CCCGGACCACUUCUCCUAUGGUCGUGCGCGGCUCCAUUCCGCCCGCUAGCUCUAGUACGGUAGGGCCACCUCACGGCGCCCCCCUCUGGCUGACCCGCUUCCCUUGAUGUCCUUCCUCUGUUUUCAGUCUCCCGACCCCGGGAAGGUUCGGCCAUUGCGAACCCCGCCCUACCCGCCCUCCUUACCGCCAUGGCGCGACGCAAACACCCAGCAAGGAAAACAAGGCAGAGCAACCGAAACCGCAGUCAAAAGGUACCACAUCGGCAGCACAGGCACUUCCGGUGCAGACCCAAAUCGUCACAACUGUGACGGAAGUGGGGGAUCCACUUCCUUCCCAAGACCCUCCCCCCGAAAGUCGAUGCUCACAUAUAUUCUGAGCUUCCUGCCUCUGUCAGAUCAGAAAGAGGCCUCCCUCGUGAGUCGGGCUUGGUACUGUGCAGCCCAGAAUGCUCUUCGGGAGCAGGGCCAGCCCCACUUUCUUGGCACCACAAGAUUCAUUCUCUUAGCUUCUGACCACAGAAAUAGGAGACUUCUCCUUCCUUACCUGGACAAAGAAGAUGGACACUCCAGAGAUGAACCCCGGGGAUCUCAAGCACAUCUUGAACUCUGGAACCUGCAGGACCCACACAUGUUGACCAAUGUGCAGUACAACAUCCCUGUGUCCUCUGCCUCCCUCCCGGCCAUCAAGAGCCUGGGCCUCAGGGGCAUCACCUGCAUCAGCCUGACCAACCUGGAUGACUCACCAGCUUCGCAUGAGGUGCUGGAGUGUGUUGCCUACCACUUGGGCCCGCAUCUGCAGAGCUUGUGCCUCAGUGGGGGCAGCCCCUCGGAGGCCGCCUUUGUGGCCCUGAUCCUAGGCUGCCCAGCCCUGCGUAUCCUUGACCUCAGUGGCUGCAACAGCCUCUUCACAUCGGGCAUGCUACUAGCUCAGCCUGAGACGGCACAGCGGGUCCAGCAGGUGUUGAGUGGCCUCUGUGAGCUCAACUUGGCUGGCCUGUGGGACCUGACCGACCUCAGCUUCAACCGGCUCAGCAGCUGUGCCCCCAGCUUGGAGCGCCUCUCCUUGGCCUACUGUCACCUCACCUUUGAAUUAGGCCCAGCCUGGGGCUCCCUUGGCCCCCAAGACUCCUCCCCCUCCCAACUCUCCUUCCACAACCUGCUGCGGUUCGUGAAGGAAAGGGCUGGUAGGCUGCAUGCCCUGGACCUGAGUGGCACUGGCUUGCUCCCUGAGGCCCUGCAGGCUCUGGGUCAGGUGGCCGGGCUGCAGCUGCAGGAACUGAGCCUGCAUGGCUGCCAGGACCUCUCCACAGAGGCUGUGGCUGCCCUUUGCCGCCUGCAAUCGGGCCUGAUCUCCCUGGACCUCGGCGGCUGCUCAGGACUGGCUGACGGGGCACUCGUGGCCAUAAGCUGGGGCCUGGGACACCUGCAGCGCCUCAGCCUGAGGAAGCUGCAGCGGCUGACAGACGCAGGAUGUACGGCCCUGGGGGGCCUGCAGGAGCUGCAGAGCUUGGACCUGGCAGAGUGCUGCCUGGUGAGUGGGUGGGGCCUGGCUCAGGCCCUGGGUUCAGGGCACAGAGCCCCAGCCCCACUGGCCUCCCUCAGCCUGGCCUACUGCGCCUCACUCAAGGAUGCCUCAGUGCUCUCCCUGAUCUCAGUGCUGAGCCCAAGCCUCAGGGUGCUAGACUUAUCUUCCUGUGUGGCCCUCACCAACAGGACCCUGCAGGCCAUCUGUGCCUACCUAACCCACCUCUCAGUCCUGCGCCUGGCCUGGUGUAAGGAGCUCCAAGACUGGGGACUUCUGGGGCUGGGGGAACCAAGUGAAGAGCCUACACAGGAGCCCCAGCUACAUCAAGAGUUGGAGCAUCAGGCCUCAGGCCCCAAGGAGCCUCCCCAGCCACAGGGCCCUUCCCUGCUCAUGCUGCGGGCCUUGCAGGAGUUGGACCUCACAGCCUGCAGCAAGCUAACUGAUGCCAGUUUGGCCAAGGUGCUCCGGUUCCCCCAGCUGAGGCAACUGUCACUGAGCCUGUUGCCAGCACUCACAGACAAGGGUUUGGUGGCUGUGGCCAAGGGCUGCCCCAGCCUGGAGCACUUGGUGCUGAGUCACUGCAGCCUCCUCAGUGAUGAGGGCUGGGCCCAGGCAGCCAGCUCCUGGCCGAGGCUGCGGCACCUCAACCUAUCCAGCUGCAGUCAGCUCACAGAGCAAACUCUGGAUACCAUUGGGCAGGCGUGCAAGCAGCUCCGGAUGUUAGAUGUGUCCAUGUGCCCUGGUAUCAGCAUGGCUGCCAUCAGGCACUUCCAAGCCCAACUGCCUCAGGUGGCCUGCAUCCAGUCCCGCUUCGUGGGAGGGGCUGACCUGACCUUGACGCUCUAGGGGCAGGUCAGUAACCAACCCUUUGGCCCAGCCUCCAUUGCCCUGAGUCCCCAGCCCUGACCUCUUGACCUGGAGUUUGACCGAAUGCCUCCUACCCUCCUCUGCCACAUACCCCAAGCUACAAACUCCUUUUCUAGGACUGGGGAUAGAACUAAUCCGGGGCAGCACAAGGGGCUUCCUGCUCCAGUCUGCCCUACAGCCCAGCAAGCACCUCUUCCAGCUAUAGGCUGCUGCCACAGGCCCAUAGAAAUGCCAGCUCCUGCUCUCCUGACCAGGCCUAGGUCCGGAGGCCAGGCCCACAGGUGGGAUGCCUCUGAUGUUGGGGAGGAGCCGACCUUGUGCCACUUGCCCUGCCCACUUCUCACACCUAAGGCCUGUGCCUCACCUUGUUCCCUAUAAGGAGCUCUCCCAGCCCUUACCAGCACGGAGUUUUAGCAGCCAAGCCACAGACUUUGUUGUAAACUCAAACAAGAUUAAAAAUUCCAG